Messenger RNA from Vigna angularis (adzuki bean), 1721 nucleotides. RefSeq names its product NAC domain-containing protein 96. Gene Ontology annotation, molecular function: DNA binding. The transcript has 6 exons. NCBI's taxonomy places the organism in Eukaryota, Viridiplantae, Streptophyta, Magnoliopsida, Fabales, Fabaceae. The record is from RefSeq and is a predicted model, not a curated record. Gene Ontology annotation, biological process: regulation of DNA-templated transcription. The coding region runs from base 64 to 1098 and encodes 344 amino acids.
CUGAGCUUUGUUAUUAGCUGCUUCACCACCUUUGCUUCUCAUCUUCCUAUCUUUGUUACAACAAUGGAUGUUAUAGGUUUUGGUUUCAGACCCACAGAAGAAGAACUUGUCGACUAUUACCUCAGACACAGGUUGCUCGGUGAUGAUCCACAAGUCCACGUCAUCCCCGACAUCGACCUUUGUGAAGUGGAACCUUGGGACGUACCAAUGUUAUUCGGGGAAUCAGACGUGCAAUUCGAUUUUCGAGAAUGGUUUUUCUUCAGUCCUGUUGGUUUCAAGUAUUCAAACAGUAAAAGGAUUAACAGGACAACCAAGUGUGGCUUCUGGAAACCCACUGGAAAAGAUCGUGAGAUUAGGAGCUCCGACUCCAACAUUCUCAUUGCCACAAAAAAGACUCUCGUUUACUACAAAGGCCGCGUUUCACGUGCUGAGAAGUCCAACUGGGUUAUUCAUGAAUACCAUGCUGUUACCUUUCACGAAAGCCAGAGGACUUUCGUUUUGUGUCGCUUGAUGAAGAAACCUGGGGGAACAACUGAAGAUGGAGGUGAUGAAGGGGAGAGCAGUAGAAUCAUGGUUCCUGGCUAUGAGAAUCAGUCAAUAGCAGGAGGCAUUCCUUCAGGAAUUACUUUUACUGGAAUGGAAACGACCUUACAGCAAGACGAAACGUCUUUUCCAAACUCCUCAUAUCACGAUGCCUAUUUUAGAAAUGAAUCUAACAUUGAGCAUAUUUCAUAUGAAAUUACUCAGCAAGAGGAAUUCCUGAAUUCUAUUUUUGUUCAUGACGGUUAUGAUAAUAAUGAACAAAAUAUAAAUACCUUCUACAAUACUUUCACCCCAUCGGAGUCAUUGAGAAAGGUAUACCAUGAGAGUAAUGAUACGGAUGCUGAGGCCGUCUACGAACAGGGUGAUAAUAUUAUGAAUAUUUCAACAGUGUUUAAUAGAUAUCUUAACUUAGAUGAAUACCAUUCAUCAAAAAGGUUUGAUUCUGAAUUAUCAGACGUGGAUGUCGAGGAAGGUGUAAGUGUGCCAUCUUCCGUCCAUGAAACAAACAAAGAGAAAAAGAAGAAGAAAAAGAAGAGCAUAUUUUCUUUCUUCUAAUCAUCACAGAGGAAGGUUUCAAAGAAUGCAGUAUUCCAUGUAGAGGCUCGGAAGAUUUUCUCAUUGUGAAUCAGAAGAACCGGAAGCCAUCAAUCUUCUGAUAACAGUAGUAAAGAUUCUUUCAUCUAUAUGGAGACAACGUCAUCAAGACAACGUAGUUUUAAUGGUUUUUAUGUGUGUAUUAUCACGUUAGUUUGGAAGUAUUAUCACUUUAAGUACAUGUAGUAUAUGUGAAGGGCUGAUGGUGAGUGUUACCAUAGUUCCUUUCCUUGUAUUACCAUGUUUUUUUUUAACUGAGAUGAAGUUUCUUAUUUGUAGCCAAUCUAGUUGGUGCUUCUUAAAAGCAGUGUGCAUUCAUUUGAAACAUAUCUGAGUAAGCCUAUGUGAUCAGUACAGAAAGUGUUUUUGUUGCUGUUCAAAAACAUGAUGGUAUGUCUGUCAGGUCAGAUGUUCAAUAUGCAGUCAAUGACAUUGUUGUUUUCUUAUCCAAUAAAGAAGAUCUUUAAGCAAAUCUUUAUUGUUCCAAGACAGCAAUAUUAUGCAGAGAGUUUUACAGUAGACAAAGAGGAAGAGAAACUAGUGUAGUGUAUUUCUCAUUAUCCAACAACGAAAGUACAAGACAA